This is a messenger RNA of Mizuhopecten yessoensis (Yesso scallop), 2206 nucleotides long. RefSeq names its product leucine-rich repeat and coiled-coil domain-containing protein 1-like. The coding region runs from base 215 to 2206 and encodes 663 amino acids. Lineage: Eukaryota; Metazoa; Mollusca; Bivalvia; Pectinida; Pectinidae. The record is from RefSeq and is a predicted model, not a curated record. Gene Ontology annotation, molecular function: protein binding. Gene Ontology annotation, cellular component: cytoplasm. The transcript has 16 exons.
UGAUCAAUUGACAGCGGCAAGUAUAAACUUGCUGAGGAAGAGGUAAAAACAAACUGAAAUGGAUUUCAUAUCGCGUUCAUUCAGUACGCUUUACAAUUUGUGACAAUAACCAGCAUGGCUGUAGAUGGUGUGUUCAUGCAGUGUGUAUAGUUAGGGUUAACUUGGAACUUAAGGAAUGAACUGACAUUUAUUUAGAAUCAACUGUUGAUCAAACAUGGUGGACACUGAAUCUCAUGAGUUGUGUCUGAUUGACUCAGGGAUCAGCUCCUUACAACAGGUUCCUCUCAGGACUCACCUCCACAGCCUAAAUCUCCAUGGAAACUACAUCCAGGUCAUCGACAAUCUCAGUCAUCUGCACAGUUUAAAACAUCUGGAUCUGUCAUCAAAUCAAAUUAAUUUCAUUGACGGCCUGGACCGACUUGACUCUCUGAGGACGUUGAACUUGUCAUGUAACUUUUUGACAGAUGUGCGAGGUCUGGCUGGACUGAGAUCUUUAGUGAAAGUGAAUUUGAGCUACAACCAAAUAACAAAUAUUUUUGGCUUUAAGUCUGUGACUGGUCCAAACUUCAAGCUAACCCAUAUAGAACUACAGGGUAACAAGCUGUCCUCAUCUCAACACGUGUCGGAGUGUCUGUCUGGCCUUGUCAACUUGCGACAGCUCAACCUCAAUGCUGAUGGCUCAUCAAACCCACUAUGUAACCAGGCUGGGUACAGAGUUAAUAUCCUGGGGUCACUGCCACAGGUCCAGGUUCUGGACAACAUCGGCCGGGAUGGUCAGCGAGCUACAGGGCUGGAUGUCCUGGCCGACAUUCCUGGUCUAGAGGAUUACAUGGACUACCUGCUUUCCAACAGUGAAUCUGCCUCUAACUCUAUGGUGGAAGGAAAACCGCUGGACCUGGUGACACCAAAAAUUGAUAAAGCCUUGGAAAUCUUCAAACGGAAAACCCUACAGUCCAGCUCUGACACUAGUAAUGCACAGGUGUCCGAGUCUGACCUGGACAGGAGUACAGACAAACAGAACAUCAGCGGAGUGUCGGAACAAAAUCGACGCCUCAGGAUCUUAGAACAACAGAUUGCAAACCUGCUACAGCCGUCUAGGUCAAAGGCUGUAUAUGAUGAGCAGAGCAGUUCCCCUGGGUCUGUCACUAAACUUGUGGCUGAGAGAGAUGUUCGUCAGACUGAUGAAAGUGAUGAUGCAGGGUCAGGAAACUCUCAACAUGAUAAAAAAAGCAAAGGUCGCAAGGGCAAAAGGUCACGAAGGUCACGCAUCCCCAGCUAUUGUAAAACCACAGCAUCCUCCCGAGCUAAAGUGGAACCCCCAGAAACAUCCAGUAGUGCUAUAGGGGAGGACCAGCUAGGACCAGCCACACACGAGGCAGUCCUCAGACAGCCCUCAGCCUACUGUGUCACUGACCAGCAAAUGAGGGAGGAUGUCCAGUCUACAUAUGUGCAACUGAUGCAAGAGUUGGAGAAGGAACGAGAGAGACGAUGGAAGGCAGAACAAGCAAGUAAAAAACUUGUAGACCACAUAAAGUCUCUACAGACCAAAGCAAAGGAUGGUGACCAACUCAAGGACACCGCUAUAGAGGCCACAACACGACUGAAACAGGCGCUUACCAACGAAAGGGAAGCAAAGCUGAGGCUGCAGGAUGACCUUGAUAGGACAAAGGUGCACCUACAGGAAGGGUCUAGACAGCUUUCAGUUGCUAAGGAAGCGGAGGAAAGUUUGAAAAGGAGUCUCCGUAACCUGGAGGAAGUCACCGCCAAAAUGGAACGUGAAACACUGCAACAGCAGACACAUGAGCAAAAGAAGACCCAUGAUGCACAGAUGCGAGCAUCUGCCCUGACUCGUGAACUGGAGAUGUUAAAGGUGACAGCCGAGAAACAGAAAGGUCAGAUCCACCAGCUUCAGGAACUACUGGCCAAUCGGGAACAGCAGCACAGGGAUGAAAUGAAGCAGUGUGUCCGACCUAACAGUCAAGAGAUGGACAGCCUCAUACAGCAGGAAAAACGCCAAGCUGAGAAACAGUACGAGAGUGAGCUCCGUACCCAACACGACAAAAAUGGACGUCAAUUUAAAGAUCUGUCAGAGAAAUGGGACUUCCCGUCAGAAAGAGAGCAGUUUUUUGGAGAGAUAGUGAAUGCAAAAUCCUUGUUCAGUAAACAAGAGAAUGGGAAAAUGAGAAUUGAAAAUCUUGUCCAGUAA